This is a messenger RNA of Xyrichtys novacula (pearly razorfish), 492 nucleotides long. The record is from the annotation of a GenBank genome assembly. Lineage: Eukaryota; Metazoa; Chordata; Actinopteri; Labriformes; Labridae.
AUGAUCAAGGUGGUGGGGGGAAACAGCGGCGGGGGGUGCAUUGCUCCUGUGUCCGAAGCAGGGCUGGUGGUCGGGGUACGGGGACUCAGCGGUGCGGUGGAUACGGUGGAUGCCAGCGGCUGCGGGGAUGGUCUGCCACUUCGGUCCGGGGCAGCUGAAACGGGCCCGGCGGAGUUCCGUCGGACUGCGUCCCGGAGAAACCUCCUGCGGGCGGCCGAGGACGCGGGCCGGCUCUCCGAGCGGUGGUCAAGGCGGGUUCCGGGACACCGCGCGCGACCAGGGACCGACGGAGACGGGUCCCCUCCGCCAGUGCCAGGCCACACGGGAAUCCCACUGUGCGCCGGCAGGGAGGUGUUCUUAGCGCCAGCACCCGGUGACGCCCGGGAGCUGGUCGCCAGAAGAGCGGAGGCUACCCGGUCCUCGAGCCGGCACGCCGCGAGGGCACCGGAGGACGUGGACGAAGGCCCGGGGCUCCGCCGGGUGGCCGUGUAG